Mangifera indica (mango) is the source of this 845-nucleotide messenger RNA. Its product is annotated as photosystem I reaction center subunit II, chloroplastic-like. The transcript has a single exon. Gene Ontology annotation, cellular component: photosystem I; photosystem I reaction center. The record is from RefSeq and is a predicted model, not a curated record. NCBI's taxonomy places the organism in Eukaryota, Viridiplantae, Streptophyta, Magnoliopsida, Sapindales, Anacardiaceae. Gene Ontology annotation, biological process: photosynthesis. Bases 100 to 729 code for a protein of 209 amino acids.
CCACCCACCCAAAUUCCCCACCACUUCUUUCAAUAAUCCCAACUUCAAUUUUCUUGAACAUCAUCUUCCUAGCCCAUUUUCAACAUUACAUUCUUCAUCAUGGCAACUCAAGCCGGCCUCUUUACCCCCACAAUCGCUACCCCGAAAACAAGCAAGCUUCCACUGAUCCCAUGGAAACCGGCCUCAUCAUUUUCAUUCAGCACUCCCAAACCUCUCACUCUGUCCGCAUCUAAGAGAACCAUCAGAGCCGCAGCCGCAGAAGGAGCCCCAGCAGCACCCACAAAGGAGGCUCCGGUGGGAUUCACCCCACCGGAACUGGACCCAAACACCCCAUCUCCGAUCUUUGGAGGAAGUACAGGAGGGUUGUUGAGAAAGGCCCAAGUUGAAGAAUUCUAUGUUAUCACAUGGGAAUCACCAAAAGAACAAAUCUUUGAGAUGCCCACCGGAGGAGCGGCGAUAAUGAGAGAAGGACCGAACUUGUUAAAGUUGGCGAGGAAAGAACAGUGCUUGGCUCUUGGGACGAGAUUGAGAUCCAAGUAUAAGAUCAAGUACCAGUUUUACAGGGUGUUCCCGAAUGGUGAGGUGCAAUAUCUCCACCCGAAAGAUGGAGUUUAUCCGGAGAAGGUGAACCCUGGACGUCAAGGGGUGGGGCUAAAUUACAGAUCGAUUGGGAAGAAUGUCAGCCCCAUUGAGGUUAAGUUUACUGGAAAACAAGUUUAUGAUUUGUGAGAAUUCAGAGAAUGGUUAUUGAGAUUGUGAUGUAAUGUUGUUUAUUUGAUUGUAGAGUGCCCUGCUAUUUUCAGCGUUACCUUUAUGAGAUUUUAUAAUCAUAUGUGUUGGAAACA